AUGCCAUUAAACCGACUUAAUGUAUCAUAUGCGUGUGAUAAUUGUAAAAGUCGAAAAUUGAAAUGUGAUCGUGUCGCAUCCUCUACAUCGAUUACGAAAUGCACUCAAUGUAAAAAACGUAACCUAGAGUGCACUUACAAUAAAGGAAAAGGGAAAAAACGUGGACCAAAACCUAAAAAUAAACUGAUUGAUGACAACUCUAUGAUACAUGUAGAUGAAGAUGAAAUAUUUCGUACUCAGAUCCUUCGACUCACAACCUUGUCCAUCAAAGAAUCUUGUUGGUCAUCAUUGCCAUAUAGGUUGUACCGUAAG
This is a messenger RNA of Dentiscutata erythropus, 312 nucleotides long. The record is from the annotation of a GenBank genome assembly. NCBI's taxonomy places the organism in Eukaryota, Fungi, Glomeromycota, Glomeromycetes, Diversisporales, Gigasporaceae.